AUGGCGCCAUCAAGCCUUACGCUGCAGCCCGUGCGUUCGUCCACGGCGCGCAACCCCCUCCGCGCAGCAGCCGCGGCCGCAGCAGCAACGUCAGCAUCAGCUGCUUCUUCCGCUGGCGCCGCCGCUCCCCGUCGCACCAGCAGCGCCACCGACCCUCUGCGAGCGUCUGUCGCCGACAGGUUCCUGUCGCACGACCUGCACCUGCGGUCGCACAGCGCGUCGUCCGACACUUCUUCUGCUGUCGCACGGUUCCGCUCCGCCGUUUCCUCCCCCGCGGCUGGCGAGCAACGCGUUGGUGACUUCCCCCGUUAUGCGCACCUCCGCUAUGAUAGCACGGCGCUACCACGAGCCGCUAGCGAUCCGUCGAUUUCCGCGAUCCACGCGCGUGUACCUGCUGCUGCGGGUGCUGUCGCCCUCCCUGCUGACGCGGCCUGGACGAGUUACGGGCUUUCAGAGCCGCACUGGGAGUGGGAGGAAGCGACUUCUUCGAGCGACGCAGGCGACCAUGAGGAAGAGUCGCACGGCGACGGCGGCGGCGACGACGACGACCUGCCUGGGGUCUCGGGCCGCGUGUUCUGCGACGUGCUGGCGGGUGGAGGGGCUUCGCCGUCCGGCGAGCGACGCGAGACGGCGGACGACGUGAUGGAAUGGCAGCAGCUGACCCACGCCGUGAUGCUGGUAAGCGCGGGGGACGAGUGCCUGUCCGGCGCAACAGCAGCGGAGAGCCGGCUCGAGGAGAGCGUGAACGACGUGCUGGGUGCCAUCGCACUCGCGCAGACGGGGGGCGACGCAGAUGGGCAGUCGCAAGCCGUCGCACAGUCGCAGAGGGGGGAGACAGGAGGGGCAUUUGUAGAGGGGGAGCGUGCGAGCAGCAGUGACAUGACGGCGUGCCCCGGGUGCGAUAAGGCGGCAGAGAGGGUGGCUCUGGCCGCUUUCCUUGCCGCCAUGGGCCAUGACGUCAUCCUGUGCAAAUCCAUGUGGACGGCCAAUCAGGACAUGCCACCUGGCCACUACCAUUUUCUGGAAGUGUCGCUUGGGAAAUCUGAUGAUGGCACUGGGUCUUCCAGCUCUCAGCAGUUCCACGUGGCACGGCCGUCGCGGCACUACCAGCAGCUGCUGGCGCUGCUGCCGCGCGUGUUUGUGGGGUCGUACGCGCGCCUGCGCGCGCUCGUGCGCCUCAUGGCGGCAGCGGCGCAGCAGUCGCUGCUCACCGUCGCGCUGCCCAUCGCGCCCUGGCGCAAGGCGCGCUACAUGGCCAAGCUCUGGUUCCCGCAAGGCGCUGCCGCCUCCACCGCCGCCGCCGCUGCUGCGGCUGCCACUGCUGGGGGCGGCGGAAGUGGGGGUGGCGUUGCUGACAACGCUGGUGGCGGCGGUGGUGGCUUGGAGGGGAGUGUGCGCAAUGGUGUGGUGCGGAGGCGGGUGGUGUGGGGGGCUGUGGCGGGUAGCACGGCAGGUGCGUCUGAGGUGGCCGUGGCUAGCCUGCUGCGGCAGCUGCCGCUGUGCUGCAAGCACGCAGAGAGCAGCACAGGCGCCUCACGAGCAGCAGCGGCAGCAGCAGCAGCAGUAGCUUCCCCCUCGCUGCUGGACCCGCGGGUGCAGCUGAUCGCAAGCAGGCUGCUGACUCCUGGCGCUGCUGCAGUGGGCGGUGCAGCCGUCACCACCGCUCUGCACCGCAUUCAACACAUGAUGGACCAACUGAGCAGCGCAGCUUCUGCUGCUGUUACACCUGCCACAAGCACAUCUCGCUCGGUGCACGUCCCAUCUGCCGCUGCUGCUUCUAUCACGCCAGCCCCCUCGCCCUUCUCCCCAUCUGCCUCGUGGUUAUGGAGCCCUCCUGCUGUAUCGCCUAAGCAGCGCCCCGCCAACCGAGAGGGGUCACUCACUCGCCUCUUUCGGUCCCAGGAGAAGCAGAGGAGGGAGGAGAAGGAAGCGCCCAUGGCAUUUCACAUGGCCGCUGCCACAUGA
Molecule: messenger RNA, 1965 nt
Organism: Closterium sp. Naga37s-1
Lineage: Eukaryota; Viridiplantae; Streptophyta; Zygnematophyceae; Desmidiales; Closteriaceae
Source: the annotation of a GenBank genome assembly